CUCCUCGCUCAUUGCUCCCGCACCGAUCCUGGCUCAAGCUUGGGUCACAAAGAAAUCGCUGGCUUUCGCCGAGAAGCUCUAGCUUUGCCGCUCGGCUCCCUUUGGCGCCAUGGCUCUUGUGCUCCUCGCAGCUGCUGCGCUCCUGGCCCGCACCUCCCUCGCGGGUCGCGGGAACGUUGACCUGGAGGUCCGCGGCGGUGCGCACGUGAAGGCUGUGAAGGCCCACCAGUCCCAGGAAUGUCCGAAAAUAAGGGACCUGCUCCGCGAGGUUGGCAGGAACGUUCGACAGGCUGGACGGCCGGCGCCAUAAACAGUCUUCGGGAGUAGUUGAACUUGCGCACAGUACAAAACAGCAUGCUCCGAACCGCUAAUCUGUAUCUUGAAGUGUUUCUGGCAAGCUGUGGUGUGGUCAAGUACGGCGCCAAGGAGGCUUUAACGGGCAAUACAAUCUCGCAGUCAGUUGCAUGUUGGCAAUCGAAUCCGAUGCUCUCGAGUUCUGCUUACACGCCUGGUACAUUAAUUCCUCUUCAGGGCUGUUACGAUGGUUUCGAUCAAGUUCACAGCGCGUUCAAUCAAGUCCGGUAUGCGAACAGAGUUGAUGAUGACCUUUGUGUGUUCGAUUCUGCCAAGAAGUUAAUGUGUGGUGGUGAGAAGUGUCAGUCCGCGCCAAACUAGGCCAGACGAAGCAGUAUGUGCCUGUCCAGUUGUCGUGAAAUGAACGGGUCUCCAACCUCGUUCGGGCCUGCAUCUCGCUGCACCGACAGAAAUACUUCUCGACUGAGCCCGGCCGCUAGCCCGAGUUGAGUAACCAGAAUAGUGGUACGUACAUGUAGCGUGGCUUGUGUGGGCUGAGGGCAGCACCAGGGUACAAGGACGAGAACCGCUGCUGCUGUUGCGGAAGCCGAGCCCAGCAUUUGGUUGUUGAAGCCGUUGCUCAAUUGCUGAAGCCGUCGUUCGGCUUUCGAGGCCAAUGGUUUCCGGGGGCAUUCCGCGAGCGCAGCGCGAGCCGCCCUGUCUUACGGCAGACUUGCAGGUUCUAUGGGGUGUGUUUCUCUUCCUCCUCCGUUCCUCCUCUUCUUCCCUUUUCUCCUCUUGUCUGUAGGUUUCUUUUGUAGGAUGGUUCACCUGGCACGCGCGCAUUUCGGCAUUUCGGCACCGUUUGCUGGGAAUGCGUUUCCGGAAGCCUGGUUGCGCGAUGCGGAAGGGCGGAAAGGGAAUUCCGUAAAGCAUAUCCCAAUCGCGAUUUGUUUCUUGUGUUUUUUUGGACAAUGCUUGUUGCCCAGGCUCCCCAGCCACCGCCUGACCUUGGACCGCUGGGUGUGGACUAGCACCCAGAUUCCGGUUGAUUUUUGAAAGGUCGUUCUCGCAUGGCCAGUUGCCGAUUCCGCUGCGUUGUUCGAGUGUCUGUCGGCAGUUGUUUAUUUGAUGAUUGUAUCGGUGACUGCGGAAAGCGGAGUUGGCGGAGGGAGGCGCAGACACAGCUGGAC
Molecule: messenger RNA, 1487 nt
Organism: Prorocentrum cordatum
Lineage: Eukaryota; Dinophyceae; Prorocentrales; Prorocentraceae
Source: the annotation of a GenBank genome assembly